ACGAUCGAGAGCCUGACUGCCUAUUCGCGUCAAUUGAGGCACACAAUGUCACACAUAUCGCGCCGCUUCCUCUCGACCACACGCCGCCUCGCCGCUCCCUCCGCCCAAGAAGCAUGCUCCGAAAUCUUCGCGCGCUUCGGCAACAAGCCGAUAUCAGUACGUAAACAGCUCUUGGACGCAAACCAGCUACACCUCCUCAACAUCACGCUCGGAAGAUCACCAACGUCCAAUGGCCCACCACCGGACGGCACACCAAUACCCCCCGGCUACCACCUCGUGUACUUUACUCCUCCAAUUGCAGAGUCAGAACUAGGGCCUGACGGCACUGAUCGCACCGUGAAUCCGCUGCGUCCGUAUACGCGGCGCAUGUGGGCAGGCGGCGAGUUGAAAUGGAACCAGGAGCAUUCGGCGCUGCUCCGCGUGGGCCAGAUGGUGCAGGAGACGACGAGAAUGCUGUCAGCGGAGCCGAAGAAACUGAAAGGCGGUGGUGAAAUGCUUGUCGUCGGGGUGGAGAAGACGUUUGAGAAUGAGAAGGGCGUGGCGUUGGUGGAUCGCCGGAGUUGGGUGUUCCAGAGGGAGAUUGUGGAGCCGAGAGCACCGCCGCCGAAGCCGGAGGAGAAGGCUUUGCCUGAAGGCGAGCACAAGCGUGACUUCACGCAAACACCCGUCGCGCUCUUCCGCUUCAGCGCGCUGACGUUCAACGGCCACAAAAUCCACUACCUGCCCGAAUGGUGUCGCAACGUGGAAGGGCACCGAGACGCCGUCGUUCACGGUCCGCUGAAUUUGAUCAGCAUCCUCGACCUCUGGCGCGACACGGCGAAGACGGGCGAUGCAGAAGCCGUGCCAAAGUCGAUUGAGUAUCGUGCGAUGAGCCCACUGUAUGUGGGCGAGCGGUACCGGAUCCUGUUGGAGGCUGAACGGCAGGGGAAUUGGAAAGCAGAGCUUUGGGAUAGCUUUGGCACGGUGGGCAUGAAGGGGACGAUUGUGGAGUAAUACUGCCGUUCUCCGUCCCAUUCUCGCCUGUCUCUGCGCCCUGAUCGCAUAUUCAUGAUAGCCGCGGAAGCACCUGUAUUACCUAGGUAGGACUUCGGGAUUCUUGAAGAAUCGAAUACGGUGCGUUACUGCACGUCAUGCUAGUUUUGCCUCGAACGGGUAUAGCGCGGCCCAUCUCUGCUCGCCUAGCUAACGUCACUCCAGGGCUCAACG
Messenger RNA from Trematosphaeria pertusa, 1206 nucleotides. RefSeq lists its product as uncharacterized. Gene Ontology annotation, cellular component: mitochondrion. The transcript is spliced from 2 exons. Gene Ontology annotation, molecular function: (3R)-hydroxyacyl-[acyl-carrier-protein] dehydratase activity. NCBI's taxonomy places the organism in Eukaryota, Fungi, Ascomycota, Dothideomycetes, Pleosporales, Trematosphaeriaceae. The record is from RefSeq and is a predicted model, not a curated record. Bases 46 to 993 code for a protein of 315 amino acids.